Messenger RNA from Brassicogethes aeneus, 1064 nucleotides. The record is from the annotation of a GenBank genome assembly. Lineage: Eukaryota; Metazoa; Arthropoda; Insecta; Coleoptera; Nitidulidae.
CUAUUAUAUCCGAACUUGUGAACAGUAAUAAUGCUAAAGAAAUACAUCCUUAUUUUUUAUUUUAUGUCUGCUGUGUUCUGCAAAUGCCAAAAACCAUUUAAAACAUGUAGGGUAGAUGAUUCAGAGUGUCAAAGAAAAGAAGCAGAAAAAACAUUGGCCCACUUUGUUAUAGGAAACAAGGGAUGCAAAAUACCUCCUAUUAUACCUAUGGUGGUCCCAAAAGUUGAAAUAGAUGGUCCAGGAUUAAGCCUAAAAUUCAAUGAGAUGAAAGUAUAUGGGCUUGAAAGAGGAAAAUAUAAGGAUAUUAGAAUAAAUCCUAAAGAGAAGACAAUUUAUGUUCAAGUUUUAAUUGAUAAUGGAUCUUUAAUAGGUCCAUAUCAUCUUAAAGGAAAUUUAGGACCUAUCGUUAUAGAUGGACAGGACAAUGCAAACAUUACUGCCAUUAAUGUUCUCUUUAAUUGGACAGCCACUUAUGAAGUCAAAGAAAAACAUGGAAAGCAAUAUGGUAACAUUAUAGAUAGCAAUAUUGUUUUUGACAUGGAUCUUGUUAUAUUCCAAUUCGAUAAUGUUGUUACAGGAAAUGACCAACUUAGCCAAGCAACAAAUAAGGCACUGAAUGCAGACUGGAGAUCAGUGGUAGUAGAAUUGGCACCUGGUGUAGGAAAAAUUAUAAGCAGCAUUUUUAAAUUGGGCUUAGGGAACAUAAUGGAGUAUAUACCAUUAGAUGAAAUAUUUACUGUGUAAAGAGAAAUUAAUAGUUAAUUAGUAUUCUAACUAUAGUUAAUAUAGACUAUACCUAAAAAAUUGAUGUCAUAAUAUUAAUUUACUUAAUAAACAUAAAACCCUUUUUUGGACAAAUGUAUACGUAAUUGAAUUAAAUUAACAAUAAAAAUUUCUACUUUCACAGGAAAUUAUUUGUGUUUAAGUAUUUUUGCAAAAUAUAUUAUACAGGGUGCAAUGAGAAGAAAACUUUAUAUGGACGGCAAAUGGUGCCUAAGGUACCUAAAACUUCCCUAAGGGGCGCCUCUGAAGAUGUUUUAUUAUUAUUAUUAUGUCUGAAACGG